Messenger RNA from Cordyceps militaris CM01, 1269 nucleotides. RefSeq names its product PLC-like phosphodiesterase, TIM beta/alpha-barrel domain. Gene Ontology annotation, biological process: lipid metabolic process. Gene Ontology annotation, molecular function: phosphoric diester hydrolase activity. The transcript has a single exon. Bases 1 to 1269 code for a protein of 422 amino acids. The record is from RefSeq and is a predicted model, not a curated record. Lineage: Eukaryota; Fungi; Ascomycota; Sordariomycetes; Hypocreales; Cordycipitaceae.
AUGAGGCCAUCCCUCGCGGCCGUCGGCGCCGUCCUCGCCCCGGCCGGCCUCGCCCAGGUCGUAUCCUACAGCGACUCCUCGGGCCUGACCUUUUUUACCGGCACGCGCACCAACCCGCCCUCCUCGUCCACCGGGCCCCCGAGCGGCGCCUACACGAGCUACGGCACGCAAAUCACCCUCACCGGCAGCAACGACACCACGACGGCCUCGUCGACGUCCACACCGACCACCAUGACCACGCCGACCAGCGCGUCCAACGGCACCACCACCUCGGCCACGCCCACCAACACGCAGCCCUGCAACAACUACGUCGAGUUCUGCACCCGCCGCUACAGCAACAUCAGCUUCGUCGGCGCCCACAACUCGCCGUUUGUGCGCCCGGGCAACUCGGCCUCGAACCAGGCGCUGCCGGUCAAGGUGCAGCUCAACGACGGCAUCCGCCUCGUGCAGGCGCAGAUGCAGUGGCCCACCAACGGCACCGAGCCGCACUUUUGCCACACCUCGUGCGACAUUCUCGACGCCGGCCCGAUUGACGAGUGGCUGACCGAGGUCCGGGAAUGGGUCGACGACCACCCGUACGACGUCGUCACCAUCCUCCUCGGCAACGGCAACUACUCGGACGCCUCGCUCUACAAGCCCUACAUUGAAAAGAGCGGCAUCCAAAAGUACGCCUACACGCCGCCGCUGCUGCCCAUGAAGCUCAACGACUGGCCCACGCUGCAGGACCUCAUCCUCCGCGGCAAGCGCGUCAUUAUGUUUCUCGACUACAAUGCCAACCACACGGCCGUGCCUUGGCUGCUCGACGAGUUCUCGCAGGUCUGGGAGACGCCUUUUGAUCCCACCGACACCUCGUUCCCCUGCACCGUCCAGCGGCCCCCGGACCUCAAGGCCGACGACGCCAAGGACCGCAUGUACCUCAUGAACCACAACCUCAACGCCGAGUUCAACGUCUUUGAUAUUCAGCUCCUCGUCCCCGCUGUGUCCCUGCUCAACCAGACCAACGCCGCCGACGGCAACGGCAGCCUGGGCAUGGCCGCCAACAACUGCCGCACCGACUGGGGACGCGCUCCCAACUUCUUAAACGUCGACUACUACAACUACGGCUCCAACAAGGUCAACGGCUCCGUCUUCCUCGCGGCCGCCCGUCUCAACAACGUCACGUACAAUCGCACAUGCUGCGGCAUAGUGUCUGCCGCGCCAGGCCUGGCCAGCCCUGCUUAUUGGGCGGGUGCUGCAGUGCUUAUGUUGACGGUGUUUUUGAACUUGUAA